Molecule: messenger RNA, 3134 nt
Organism: Protopterus annectens (West African lungfish)
Lineage: Eukaryota; Metazoa; Chordata; Ceratodontiformes; Protopteridae
Product: RNA polymerase-associated protein LEO1-like
Exons: 7
Coding region: 84-3119 (1011 amino acids)
Biological process (GO): transcription elongation by RNA polymerase II; positive regulation of transcription elongation by RNA polymerase II
Cellular component (GO): nucleus; Cdc73/Paf1 complex
Molecular function (GO): RNA polymerase II C-terminal domain phosphoserine binding
Source: RefSeq, a predicted model, not a curated record
UUUCGGCAAUUAAGGUUUAGUCGCUUCCCUGUAUGUCAUAGGGGUCCUUUUAGUUGAUCAUAGCUAGUCGUGAUCUGGUAGCGAUGGCCGACAUGGAAGAUCUGUUUGGUAGUGAUGUUGAUUCCGACGACGAGCAGAAAGAGUACAAUCCGAGAGCUGGAUAUGGAUCUGAAUCUGAUCAGGAGCAGGCUCCUUCUCCUAGCAUUGUGUCUAGAAGUGAAAGUGAAAAAGAUGUCAAUGAGGAUGAAGAUGAUGAUUUUGAAGACAGAGAUGUUUUAAAGCCUAGCAACAAGGAAUUGUUUGGUGAUGACAGUGAAGAAGAGAGAGAAGAAGUAGGCUCUCAUAACAGUGAAAGUGACAACAGAUCUGAAAGGUCUGAUAAUGCUUCUGAAGCUUCUCUGCAUUCAGAGCAGAAAGACAAUGAUGAGUCUGACAUGGAACAGCAUAGUGCUUCAGAUGAUCAUCAGGAAGCAGCAGAUGAUGAUGACGAAGGUGAAGAACGCAUGUCAGAUGCAGGUAGUCAUAAUUCUGAGGCAGAAGCUUCUGAAAAAGAAGUGCAGUCUGAGGAUGAAAAAUGGGGCUCAGAUGGUAAGAGUGAGCAUUCUGAUGACGAAGAAAAGCAACAUGUCUCAGAAGAUGAAGACCACCACCAGUCUGCUGAUGAUGAUGAGAUGAGCCGGCACUCUGAUGAUGACAUGCCUCAACACUCUGGUGAUGAAAUGCAGCAUUCUGAUAAUGAUGAUGAAGAAGAUGAUGAAAUGAACCAAAAUUCAGAUACAGAAGAGCGUCACCGUCACUCAGAUGAUGAUGAACAUCAGCAGCAGUCGGGUAAUGAGACACCUGUUCAGCCUUCUGAUGAAGAGACAUUCCAUCAUAACUCUGAUGAUGAGAGACACCAUGAGGAAUCAGAUGAUGAGACGCCUCACCAGCGCUCAAGUGUCAAAGUGCAGCAUAGACAUUCUGAUAGUAAACGCAGCCGACACUCUGAUGGGAAGGAACAGUUCCAUCACAAAAAUAAAAAAGAGAGACAGGGUCAUAGGGUUGUUGGGACACCCAUUCAGCAUAAUGAUGAGGAUGAGACUCCCUUUCACCAUGCUGAAGAAGAGGAGACUCCCUUUCGUGGUGCUGAAGAGGAGGAGACUCCCUUUCGCCAUGCUGAGGAGGAGACACCUUUUCGCCAUGCUGAAGAGGAGACACCUUUUCGCCAUGCUGAGGAAGAGACUCCUUUUCGCCAUGUUGAGGAAGAGACUCCCUUUCGUUACCCUGAGGAGGAAACUCCCUUUCGCCACCCUGAUGGAGAAACUCCCUUUCGCCACCCUGACGCAGAAACUCCCUUUCGUAACCUUGAUGGAGAGACUCCAUUUCGUCAUCCUGAUGGAGACACUUCAUUUCGGCAUCCUGAUGUAGAGACUCCCUUUCGUCCAGGUGAUGGAGAGACACCGUUUCAUCACAUCAGUGGAGAAACACCUCUUCAGCACUCUGAUGAUGAGUUGUCCCAGCAGCAGUCGGAGGAUGAGAUGCCUCAGCAGCAGGGUGUUAACAAAAAGCACCGUACACACAGCAACAAAAAGAAGCAACGUCGGUACUUGGAUGAUGAUGAUGAUGAGCGUCGUUUAGAUAACAAGGGUCGUAGACAUUCAGAUGAUGAUGAGCGCCGUUUAGAUAACAAGGGUCGUAGACAUUCAGAUGAUGAUGAUGAUGAGCGUCGUUUAGAUAACAAGGGUCGUAGACAUUCAGAUGAUGAUGAUGAUGAUGAGCGUCGUUUAGAUAACAAGGGUCGUAGACAUUCAGAUGAUGAUGAUGAGCGUCGUUUAGAUAACAAGGGUCAUAGACAUUCAGAUGAUGAGCGUCGUUUAGAUAACAAGGGUCGUAGACAUUCAGAUGAUGAUGAUGAGCGUCGUUUAGAUAACAAGGGUCGUAGACAUUCAGAUGAUGAGCGUCGUUUAGAUAACAAGGGUCGUAGACAUUCAGAUGAUGAUGAUGAUGAUGAUGAGCGUCGUUUAGAUAACAAGGGUCGUAGACAUUCAGAUGAUGAGCGUCGUUUAGAUAACAAGGGUCGUAGACAUUCAGAUGAUGAUGAUGAUGAGCUUCGUUUAGAUGACAAGGGUCGUAGGCAUUCAGAUGAUGACGAACAACAUUUAGAUGACAAGGGUCAUAGACAUUCAGAUGAUGAUGAUGAUGAGCGUCGUUUAGAUGACAAGGGUCGUAGACAUUCAGAUGAUGAUGAUGAUGAUGAUGAUGAGCGUCAUUUAGAUAACAAAGGUCGUAAACAUUCAGAUGAUGAUGAUGAUGCUGAGCACCCUAUGCAGUCUGAUGAUGAUGAGCCUCAGCGACCCCUGAAAACUGACAAAGGAAAACUCACAGAUGAAAAAGCAGGUCUUUCAGAGGAUGAACAAGAACAGGGCUCCGAUGAUGAGCAAGUUCCUCAAAUAAGUCGUAAGCCACAACGUCACUUUGAUGAUGAACAUUCAGAUGACGAUGAGAUCCGCCACCAUUCAGAUGAUGAGGUUCAGCAGGACCAUAAGCCAGGGUCUGCUGCCGGCAGUGACAGUGAAGAUGACAUUGGGAAAAGUAGACAUAAGAAACUUUUUGCUUCCGACUCUGACUCUGAUAACGAAACAAAAACUAAAAAAGCUAAUGGUCUUGAGUCAGACCUGUUUGGAGGUGCUGAUGACAUUUCUUCUGACAGUGAUAAUGAAAAGCCAGCAACCCCAGGGCAGCCUGAUGAGAAUAAGGAUGGUGUAGGUGAACACGAACAUCCUGAUGAAGAAACAGUCCCAGAAACAAGAAUAGAAGUAGAAAUUCCAAAAGUUAGCACUGACUUAGGAAAUGAACUGUAUUUUGUGAAGCUACCUAACUUUCUCAGUGUUGAGCCCAGGCCUUUUGAUCCCCAGUAUUAUGAAGAUGAAUUUGAAGAUGAGGAAAUGCUUGAUGAAGAAGGUAGAACAAGAUUAAAGUUGAAGGUUGAGAACACCAUCAGGUGGAAAGUACGCCGUGAUGAUGAAGGAAAUGAAAUUCGAGAAAGCAAUGCACGCAUUGUCAGAUGGUCAGAUGGAAGGCAAGUGGUGAUGCUUUCAUUUUUCACUGUAGCCUCACUUUGCAACAGAGUAGAAAAUUGAUUUAUAAAGUCUUGC